Messenger RNA from Lineus longissimus, 988 nucleotides. Its product is annotated as small ribosomal subunit protein uS3m-like. Gene Ontology annotation, biological process: translation. Bases 186 to 767 code for a protein of 193 amino acids. The transcript has 3 exons. The record is from RefSeq and is a predicted model, not a curated record. NCBI's taxonomy places the organism in Eukaryota, Metazoa, Nemertea, Pilidiophora, Heteronemertea, Lineidae. Gene Ontology annotation, cellular component: mitochondrion.
UGUGUCUAUGACAUUGACUGGUUCAUGCGCUUACUCUGACCUGUCCAGUGCAAUGUUCCACCAAUGUGCCAGUGACUAUGCAUGUAAACCAUGGACGAUUUCAACAAAGUUGACUAUCAAAAGAUGAAAAGUAUUAAUAUUAUCACGACAUUAGCACUAGCAGGGAAAGCCCCAAUUCCAAACAAAUGUCAAAUGUGCACACUCGGAACACAUGGACAUCACUGUCAUCAGAAGGCCAAAGCCACUGUGUCUGUGACCCUUUGUUCCAGCACAUCCAGUUGUCUUUCCUGACUACUCUUCAAAGAUCAGUAAACACUGGACACAAGAGAUGUCUCAACCUCACUGCAGUUGUCCAGAAAAACAUAAGAGCUGGUGUCCCCAAGACCACCAUCAAUAAGAACAAGCCACUGACUUAUGAAGAAGCUAAUGCUCCAUAUCUAAUAGGAGUAAGAAAAUCGUGGAAUUCAUGGAACACUAGCAACUUGUACGAGGGAGAACGUUCUGCUUUGACCAACUUUGAGGACGUGUUCAUCAGAAAAUUUGUAGAAGGGACAUUUCCAAGACUGUUCCAAUCACAGAUUAUCAUAAAAAGACGGCACAAUGUUGUUUACAUAGGAGGACUUGUAUUCCAAGGAAUUUCGGCAAGAAAGAUGUACUUUUUGGUUGGAUACACUGAGGAGUUACUCUCCUAUUUUCUGAAAUGUCCAGUCAAAAUGGAGAUACAGACUGUGGCAUCAAGGAAGGAUGUUGUUUUUAAAUAUAUAUAGAGCUUGUAAAUAUGUUUUGAUUAAAAUAAUCUGAAAAUACAGAAAGCAGGCUUCAUCCUGAUUGCAUAAAUCGCAUAAGAACAUGACUGAUGUGUAAAUUCACACAAAAAAGUGAUUGCCGAACCACAUAAAAGCAGGAUUAAUAUACUGUAAAACAUUGUAAUAAUACUUUUUUUGCCAGUGUUUUUGCUAGUAAAUAAAAGUUUCAUUUUCUGUAUUUU